This is a messenger RNA of Mercenaria mercenaria, 1059 nucleotides long. RefSeq names its product carbohydrate sulfotransferase 11-like. The transcript has a single exon. Lineage: Eukaryota; Metazoa; Mollusca; Bivalvia; Venerida; Veneridae. The coding region runs from base 1 to 1059 and encodes 352 amino acids. Gene Ontology annotation, molecular function: sulfotransferase activity. The record is from RefSeq and is a predicted model, not a curated record. Gene Ontology annotation, biological process: carbohydrate biosynthetic process. Gene Ontology annotation, cellular component: membrane.
AUGGCACACAAUUCCAAAUUUAACGUCAGUUAUAUUGCUAUUCCUAAAAUAGGAUCUACUUUCCUUAAACAAAUGUUUUUUGUGUUGAAAUAUGGUCCAACAUAUGCAAACCAAAGCUUUAGCACUCCUCGUAAUAUUGUGCAUAUCAAUUUCAUAGGACAAAGGAAACGUUUAUAUUUUUACUCCUCCUUAGAAGAAACGGUGACUGUAGUAGCGGUACGAAAUCCAUUCUCAAGACUGUUUUCUGCAUACAUUGAUAAAGUGUAUUUGCCAAACUGUAUUCGUCUGCUUACAGAUAUACUUGCUUACAAGCAUAGGCACAACACAAUACACGCUGAAAAUUAUACGCCAAGUGAUCAAAAUGAUAAACAAGGUCUUACGAUCACUUUUCUAGACUUUCUCAAUUAUGCAUUGGACCCUUUUCAAAAGAAAAAAAUAUUCUGGGACCAUUAUGAACCAUGUUUCCCACAACUGAAAAAACUGAUAUGCAAUUCUAAAAGAUAUAUUGUUGUAAAGCAGGAAACGUUUGAAGCCGACAUAACAUAUGUUCUGCAAUCGUUGGGUGUGAAUAGAACAGAACAUGAAACAUAUAAUAUUAUAACAAGAUCACUUUACGAAUCACGUGUUGAAGACAGCAUUCCAGGAAUAAUCAAAGAGACAUUUGCCCAUGCUAAGGAAAAUGCUAAGUUGUGGACUGGGCAUAUUGUAGCUGAAAGGCUAUGGCAUUCAUUUCAAAUUCAGGGAUUGAUCGAUCAGCAGAUUCCUUUCCCCGAAACGUAUUUCAACUUCAAAUUGGCAUACUCGAAUGUAAGUUUCAUUUUAGAUGUUUUUCUAAAAGUAAUGCAAGGAGGAAAGUUGUCUCGAGCAGCAAGUUUAGAACAACGGAAAGAAGCAAUGUUGAGUGCUUACAAAGCGUUACCUAAACAUGUUAUACAGAAUGUAAACGAUAUGUAUGACUGUGAUUUCAAAGCUUUUGGGUAUAAUACAACUCUGUUUAGCGACGAAAUUCACUUAAAACGGAGCGAAAAUGUUGCCAAACUUGCAGCAUACAAAAUUUAA